Molecule: messenger RNA, 525 nt
Organism: Pieris macdunnoughi
Lineage: Eukaryota; Metazoa; Arthropoda; Insecta; Lepidoptera; Pieridae
Source: the annotation of a GenBank genome assembly
AUGAUGUCCGACCUGAGAAUAAAAAAGCUGCAGUUUGCUUUCAAAAAAUUCUUCGACGCCGACGAAUGUGGCGCCGUCGAAAAAAAAGACUUUGAGAAAACCUUGGAGAAGCUAGGAUGGAAGGAAACGGACGGCGAGGAGAUCAAGAACCAGAUAUGGGAUGGAUUUAAGGCAGCUGAUGUUGACGGUGAUGGACAAGUAUCCACCGAUGAGUGGAUCAAAAUGUGGGACCUCCAGGACACAGAGACCUUGCCUGAAUGGAACAACCUGUUCUGCAAGGUCUGCUUCCACAUCCUAGAUAAGACUGGUGAUGGUGUUAUAGACGAAGAGGAGUUUGUCAAUGUCCACGAAAUCUUCGGAGGCACGAAAGAAGAAGCCGUCAACGCUUUCCAGACGAUGGCGGAGGACAAGAGCAGUCUCAACUUUGAUGAGUUUUCACAACUUUUUAAAGAGUUCUUCCUGUCUGACGAUAUUGAUGACCCCGGGAACUACAUUUUUGGUACAUUGAAUUUUUUUACCGGAUAG